GGGACUCGCGGGUUAGCAGCCGGCCUGUUGAGGUCAGAGGAGGCGGGCAGCGCGACCAAACCCAGCGCCUGCGCGUACUUAAAGCACUCGGAGCAGAGAUCGAGCGAGCGGCCUGAGCAGCCCCAGCCCGUGACACCGUCUGGACCACGCGCCACUACAAGCUUCCCAGCAUGGAGAGCGAAUGCCGGGUGCUCUCCAUCCAGAGCCAUGUUGUCCGCGGCUACGUGGGCAACAGAGCGGCCAUGUUCCCUCUGCAGGUUUUGGGAUUUGAGGUUGAUGCCGUGAACUCUGUGCAGUUUUCAAACCACACAGGCUAUGCCCAUUGGAAGGGGCAGGUGCUGAAAUCCCAGGAACUGCAUGAUCUGUAUGAAGGCCUCAAGGUGAACGGUGUCAACAAGUAUGACUACGUGCUCACUGGUUACACGAGAGACACAUCCUUCCUGGCCAUGGUAGUGGACAUUGUGCAGGAGCUGAAGCAACAGAACUCUCGACUCGUGUAUGUGUGUGACCCUGUGAUGGGAGACAAGUGGAACGGGGAAGGCUCCAUGUAUGUGCCCCAGGACCUGCUUCCCGUGUACAGGGACAAAGUGGUUCCGGUGGCAGACAUCAUCACUCCCAACCAGUUUGAGGCUGAGUUGCUGAGUGGCAGAAAGAUCCACAGCCAGGAAGAAGCAUUCGAGGUGAUGGACUUGCUGCACUGUAUGGGUCCUGACACUGUGGUCAUCACCAGCUCUGACCUGCCCUCCCCACAGGGCAACGACUACCUGAUCGCGCUGGGCAGCCAGAGGAUGAGGAAGCCAGAUGGCUCCACGGUGACCCAGCGUAUCAGGCUGGAGAUGCACAAGGUGGACGCUGUCUUUGUGGGCACCGGGGACCUCUUCGCCGCCAUGCUUCUGGCGUGGACACACAAGCACCCAGACAAUCUCAAGGUGGCCUGUGAGAAAACAGUGUCUGCCAUGCAGCACGUCCUGCAGAGGACCAUCCGGUGUGCAAAAGCUGAAGCAGGAGAAGGACAGAAGCCCAGCCCGGCUCAGCUGGAGCUGAGGAUGGUCCAGAGCAAAAAGGACAUCGAGGACCCCGAGAUCGUCGUGCAGGCCACGGUGCUGUGAGGGUCAUGCACGCUCGCCCUGACACGCAGCGAGCUGAGGUGUCUGUCUCCAUCCCUGUGAAAAGCUGUAACGUCUGCCUUAGAGCCGUGACUGAAACUUGACAUUGUGUUCCUUCCUGAGGGUCGGGUCUCAGCCAGUCUCUAUCGUGAAAAUGUGCCAUUGUGCUAUUUUUUUUUAAAAAAUGACAAAGCCGUUGUAGAAAUAUGUGAUUCAGACCCAUGGCCCCUUCCCCAAAGGCUCUGGGCCUCUGACUGCCUCCUGUUGCCUCAUAGGUAUGUGGAAGGUAGGUGGGGGAGGCCUGCCUGCUGCCUCUGGAUCUUUCUUUCUGUUGGCCACUAGCUGCCAUUGUCCCAUGUGUCUACACAACCCCUGAUUGUGUAUAGACUCUGCUCCCUGUGUCUUUAAAACCGGGUUAGGUCUUAACCGUUGGCAUCUGAAGAAUCCGCCAAAUAUCUUCAUUGCCAUUUUCGUCCUUCCCUUGUUCCUGCAUUAGAGUUUCUGUGUGUCUCUGCUGCUCUUUGGGUGACAUCUCGAAUGUCAGAUAUAUGCAGCUGUUGGACUGUGUGGAAAGGUUUCCUAUUCUCAUGGCUGGGUAGGCUCACAAGCAUGUGGUCACUGACAGGAACCUUGUAAGGAAGCAGAACAUUCCAGAGCAUCUGCAGCCACCUGGGCCUCUGCAGGUUCUCCUGUCACUUGGGAGCAAAUUCUAGGAAACUGACCAACAUGGUGUUGGGCUGCUGAGCGCAGGGCAGCUUGGGAGUUCAGGGAAGUUGUCCACACUGGGCUUGUGUGAGUGCUCACCCAGGCCUGCAGGGCUGUCUGCUGGCCGUGGACCUGCCACAUGCUGCUGGACUGGACAUUGCUGCACAGGGGUUUGGACAGACAGGGAAGGAGAGGCAGAGAUGCCUCCUGCCCCCUGGUGGCAUACUUAAGUACUGGUUUCUCUCCUCCUCCACCCCCUUUUCUGUAUUCUGUGCCCACUUUAUUUUGAGGAGCAAGAGGCCCUUACGUGAAGCCAGUUAGCUGUCUGCCUUCUUGGAAGGUCUCUACAGAUCAUAUUGGCAUUGUGCAUGCAGGGGUGUCCCUUACACCCCAGCUGGAGACUGUGAUAUGUCCCUUUGCCUAUACUGCUCAAGGGUGAAUUUCCUGGCUCUGCUUCCCAGAGCUUAAGGUCCCUAGUCAUGUCUGUGAGUUUGGGCUUUUCACUCACGAUCUCUCUACCCACACCCAUCUCCCUGCUCCUCAAUCCUUGAGAUGUGUAUCCUCUGAGAACCCUAAGGAGAACUGGGAGGCUGAAAGAGGUGGAGAAUAGAUCCUGCCUCCCUCUCUCCCAGAAGCAUAGUGCCUCCAUGGACCUCUGAGUGCCACAGCCUGUCACCCCAUUAAAAUUCCCCAGAUAGGAGAGAUGCUGGCCCAUGUCACCUGAACCAGCCCAUAGUCGGAGGUGCCUGUUAAGCUAUUUACAACUUUGAAGGAAGCAGAAAACUGGUCUCUCUCUCUCUCUCUCUCUCUCUCUCUCUCUCUCUCUCUCUGUCUCUCUCUCUCUCUCUCUCUGUCUCUCUCUCUCUCUCUCUCUCUCUGUUUCUUUCUCUCACUGACACACACGCGCACAAUGUAACUUUAAAUGUUAUUUUGACCAUCAGUACCCCAGGCCAACAUUAGCUAGCUCUCUGCUUGCCAUGUGUCCAAGCCUGGUCCCAAUGUUGCACCCCUGACCCCACAAAAAAGGAAAGCAAAGGCAGCAGGUUAAAGGUGAGAAUGAGCCUCGGUUCCCCCAGGCUUAGGACAGAACAAGCCCACCACUGCCUCACAGAGAGCAGAGAACCCCUUGCCGGCAACUAGGGAAAACGUCCUUUUCUCUUCCAGUGUUGAGACUGACCUGAGAGAGGUGGCCCAGCUGGCAAAGUACUUGCUAAGCAAACACGAGGACACAAGUUCGAUCCCCACCACCCAAGUGUGGCUGUGCAGGGAAGUAGGGAGGUGGAGACAGAGCAUCCCCGGGGCUCACCUGACAGCCAGUGUGUUCAUAUGGGUGAUCUCAGGUUGGAUGCAGAGACCCAGUCUCAAAACAGAAAGUGGAGAGCAAUUUAAAAAAAGACCCCACAUGUUGAGCACAGGCUUCACACACAAGAAAGGGAUAAUGGCAGGCAUGGGGCUGAGGACAGCCUGUGUGGGAGAGAUGAGGAAGUACCCUCUGGCAGAGUAGAACUGCGUGUGGCCAUUUUAUAUGUCUGAAGAACCACAACAGGAAGUCUUAGCCCAGAGCUGAUGGGGGUGGGGAGGACACUUUCUUGCUAACAGCUGGCUGACUUCUGUGUGUCCCCCUCCUCCCAUCCCUCUUCUGAGAACUUCCUCUAACCCUGGACUUUGGUGUCAUCUCACUUGUCCUAUCUGUUAGCUUUGAGCUAACAGGACAGGCACAGAGGCUGUGUCCAAGGCAUGUGACUAAGAGGAACCCAUUAGUGCUUUGAGCUCGGGCACUGGCCCUGGGCAGAAGGCUUUCCAAAGAACUGUCUGCAGCCCUGCCAGCCUGCAAGCAGAGGCCCUGGCCCCCCAGUAUCCAAACCAGGAUUGGCUUUUACUUUCACUCUCCAGAGUUCAGUGAUGAAAUAAUGUGUUUGGACAUGAAGCCCAGUGUUGCCUGCUUCCUGUUGGGGAUUUGAUUCUGUCUUAGAACUUCUCCUUCAACCUCCUGGCAGACUAAGAAGGAAUUCCCAAGUAUGAUUCUUCUUACAUCUCUGCCUGCUCCUGUUAGAUAAUCCUCGGCCUCUGUCUACUUUUGCAGUAUGUUAAUGGUUGUGAAAAUGUCCUUUUCUUUAACUGUGAGAACCCACUUCUUAAAAGCUGCUCAAUUUUUCAGUGGGAAAAAUCACUUAUCUUCACUGUGCUGAAGUGGAUAUUUGAAAGGAGGUGUUAUGGGCCCCACAGGCUGCCUUCCCUGUAGGUUGUCACCACCACCAGCUGAGACCAGCACAGGCUGUCUCCUGUCCUUGUUGAGGAUGGCAGGGCCCCUGGAAGGAGCCAGGUUGGCCAGAGCAGCGCUGAGGUCUUUUCUGUGUUGCUGGGCAUCUCCUAGAUAGAGAGUAACCAGCUCCCAUUGCUUCAGGCCUUGCCCUGUCUGUAAAGUGAAGGAAAAAGUAGUGAAUAUAUUUUGUCUCCUAGCUCCUGGCUUUCUUGCUGCUCUUUGGGGAAUCACUUAACUUGGGGGGUAUGUGUCUGCAUUUACAUAGUUCUUAGGUGCCCAGUGACCCCAGGCUGGGCCUACCUGCUUGUACUGAAUUCCAUGAGCCUUUCUUCUGGGGCAGGGUAUACACUUGGACCAAAAGAUGGCACUGGAGUUUUGAGUGGACAGGCAUGAACCUAGGCCUUGGUGUGCCCUCCAGAGGGUGCUACAGCCCAGUGCCCUCUUUUAUUGCUGCUAACUGGGGUGCCUCUAUUCCAGUCAUUCAUGCAGCUACCUGCACUGAGAGGGUCCUGAAAAUUGUUAUCCAUGUGAAGGAUGGAUGUUGACCACAGGACCCACCAGUGAGUGCUAAGAAAGGGUGUCCCUGCCCCCAAGGGGCAGUUCUGUGUGAGGUUACAACAAAUCUGUAGGCUCUGUAUGGACACCAUUGAGCUAGGAAGACAUGAACCUGGUCCACCAGGUCUGAAUGAAUGACACUCCCCGACCCCCUGAAUGAUGGAGACAUGCCCUGGGGUGGAGGUGCAGCUGGACAUGCAUGUGUCAGACCUGUUGCAUUUUCACACAUUCUGUGACAGCUGCAUAUGGUUGGCCAGUUCCAGUCCUGUUUCUGCCUCCAGUUGCACUCUCAGCGUUCACCAACAGGGGGCGCAGUGGAGCCAGAGCAGUGUCAGAAGCCCAGGCAUCUUGGUACCAGCUGAUUAAACAGCAGUCAUCCUAUCAGGAGAUUUGGUUGGUGGUUUUUUUUGUUUUUGUUUUUGUUUUUUUCCUUCUUGUGUAAAUCUUUGUUAGGCCUCAGACUUGGCAUUGUGCAACACCUCACAAUAACUGGCAGCUCAAUGUGUCCCCAGUCCUGCCUGGGACAUCCCCAGAAGCCAUUACUUGGUCAGCAUGGCCAGAAUUGACGGUUUUGCACUGUGUGCAUUUUGCACUGUGUGUUUCCUUGUUGACUGAAUUAUUCUUGUUGCAGACAUUUUACAUGCAAUGAUUAAUAUAAUGUUUUAUAUGUCAUUUUCCCAUUCCUGCACCCUAGAGGGUUUAUUUGCUUAAAACUAGAAUCUAAUGAGUAAAUUUAAAUUUAAAAUUUAACAGUAUAUAGAACUUGUAUUCAUGGAUUUUUUUUUUUUUUUUUUGCCUGAUAUGAUGGUGUGCACCUGCAGUCUGGUACCAUAGAGGCUGAAGCUGAAUAACAACUUUAAAAAUCAGUCUAUGCUAUGUAGUAAGACUCUUUUAAGCACAUACAAGACUAUAGCUAAAUUGUUUUUCUUGUCUUUUAAAAUUCCUAGUGGAAUAAACAGUUUUAAGAUUCCCCACUAUUGAGCCAGGCAGAGAAUGUCCCCAGAGAAGGAGUCUUCAUCUCCCACGUAUUGCCUUCCCUGCCUGUGGCUGGGCUCUGCCUGUGCCAGCAUCUCCUCACUCCUUCCCCUGGCUCACUGUCAGGCAGGUUCUGGUCUUUGUGCAAUAGGAUACACAUUCCAGGUGGAAAGGUCUCCCUGUUGCCAUGGGAACCCCACCCUGUCCCUGUCAGCUCUUGAAUAGCCAGCUAGAGCUGCCUCUGUCCUGAAGCUACAGAUGGGUGGAAACAGGAGAGAGCCUUCCAUGGCUGGAAGCUUCCAGAAGGCCUUGGGUAUAACCUUGGCCAUACCUCACUGUCCAUCCUAUAGGCCAGCAGGCCCCAUGAAGGCAGGCUGAGGUGUUGGGUAAAACCAUGUCUGCACCUCACUGCCUGCCUUACAGGGCUAGGCAGUCCCCCAGACAGGCAAGUAGAGCUGCCUUCAACCAUAGUGUGACCUGGGCUGGUGCUCUGGAAGCCUCUGAGCUACACUGUCACUGCGGACCGGGUUCACGCCUGACAUGAGGAGGGUGACAGGACACAGUAGAGGACGACGCAGAGGCCUAGGACAUCCUUCUCCCUCAUACGCCACAGAGCAGGACGGCCAAAGCAGCGUCUACUCAAAGCUCGGGCCUGAGCGAUUGCCAUGAGACAGCCAGGACCAUUUUCUGGAGGAUGAUGGUGCGUGUGUGUGUGAUGUCAGUGUUUUGUGAAUGGAGAUGAACUCUUCAUGAACAGAGCUCUUGAAGGAUGAGACACGGGCGAUAUCACGGAUGUUCUUAGCUUCAUAGUUGCCCGAUCCUGAUGCAGAGGGAUUUCGCCCAUGUGUUGCAAACCUGGACCAAUUGGAGGAUGGGCUGCACCUGUGGGGCUGGCCCGACCCUACUAGUCCUUCCCAGAGACCACACUGCUGUGGAGGCCCCUGGCCUUUAGAGCAAAGCACAGUUGUCCCCACAGUCCCUGCUGCGCAGGAGAGGCAUGCUCUGGGCCCAGGUGGUCUCCAGCCCCAGUCCCCCAGCCCUGUGUACUGUCCCCUUGUCCCCUAUCAACGUGUUUGUGAGCACCUCUCAGCACUGUGUAGCUGUGUCUGUUUUGUGCUGGUCUGUUGUCUUCUCUGACUGUCCACAAAUAAAUAUUUUCAUUGCA
Molecule: messenger RNA, 6769 nt
Organism: Arvicanthis niloticus (Nile rat)
Lineage: Eukaryota; Metazoa; Chordata; Mammalia; Rodentia; Muridae
Product: pyridoxal kinase
Biological process (GO): pyridoxal 5'-phosphate salvage
Cellular component (GO): cytosol
Molecular function (GO): pyridoxal kinase activity
Source: RefSeq, a predicted model, not a curated record